GUUGCGUCAGGCCCGUCGCCGUCCAGCGGGCGACAGCGCGAAAGCAGCAUCCGUUGCGCUAGACACUCCUGACGCGAUGGCGAGCGAAAGGGCAGACGAUAAGGAACUUUGCUAUCCCGCGUGGGAAAGGAGAGAAAGCGACGGGGAGGGUUUGGCUGUAACUCAGAACACCCAGAACGAAGCCGACGCGGCGCGGCUACUGCCAACGCGAGAACGCAGACGUUUAAAGCAGUCCGCGUCGCAGGCUUCGUACUUUGCAUCAUGUCAACUCAAGAUGUCGACCUGUCCAUGCCAACGAGGGAUCAUCUCUGCGGCGUCGGUCAGUUUCGACCCCGCUUGCUUCAGGUGUUCGCCAAACCGCAAGUAUUCACUCUCGUCUACAGCGUCGCUCUCAUCCUCCAGAACGCUCAGUUCUACUACUUCUUCGCCAUCAUGUCCACUCUGCAACGCCGCUACGGCCUCUCCAGCUGGUCCGUCGCUGUCAUCCUGUUCGCCGAUAGUGCCAGUCCGUUCUUCAUCAGCUUCGCUGUGGGCCACUACUCGAGGACGGUCUCCAAACCGCUGUUGCUCUUCUGGGGAGUGCUGUCUCUGACGGCCAGCUGUUGCGUUAGCAUUGUGCCUUACGUCAUCUACGGCCCAGGACUCGCUGAAGCAAGCAGUUACGGUGGUGGUUCUGAUGGGAUGUCGCAGGACCUUUGCCAGCCCACGGCGGUUACGCCGUCGAGCUGCGAUUCCUGGAUGUCUGACUCGAUGGUUGUUUCUGGAGUGUUGUUUGCGGCCAACUGCUUCUACGGUGCCGCAUACAGUGUCUUGUACAUCGCCGGAAGCACGUACGUCGAUGACAGUGUGAAGAAAAAGAAUUCGCCGCUUCAUUUCGCCUUCGUCGCCAUCUUGAAACUGGUCGGCCCUACCCUGGGCUACUCUCUGGGCUCACUGUGUCUCCAGUAUUACGAAGAUCCUCGAUACGACCCUGGAGUGCAGAAGACAGAUCCCCGAUGGGUCGGCGCCUGGUGGCUGGGCUACGCACUUCUGGCGGUGUGCUUAACCGCCAUCGCCGUGCCCGUGCUCCUUUUUCCCAAGCAUCUGUCUCCCCCAGGUGCCAGGGACCCUUCGAAGGCACCGACAGGAUCAUCCGAGCAAAAGCCUGCUGAGACAUCGGCGACCAGAAUUCCAGAGCAGAGUUUCUGGAGAGCGCUUCGUUCCCUGUUCCACAACCCGGUGUAUAAGUACCGGCUGGUCUACUGGCUGCUCGCCAGCAACGCCACCCUGGGUCACGGAAUGAUGAGCUCCAAGUACAUCGAAGUCCAGUUCAGGACGUCCGCCUCUCGGGCCAGCUUCAUCAUCGGACCCAUGCUGCUCGUGACCAACGUCCUGGGUCUGGGCAUCGGAGGCCUGGCUCUAAACGCGUUUCGACCGCGAGCCCGCGUUUUGACCUCGUACACGACGUUCUGCGACGUUCUCAAGCUGACCUGCCUGGUGCUCUGCAUGUUCAUCGGCUGCCAGGGCAUCAACCUCGUCGGCCUCACGGCGAUGUCCCAGGACGGACGGCCACCACUGGAGACCGCGUGCAGCACAGGCUGCAACUGUACGACGAGGGCAUUCCAACCAAUCUGCGAUCCGGCUAACAACUCGAUCCACUUCUCGCCCUGCUUUGCAGGCUGCAGGACACUACAGAAUAAAACUGGUUCCAUGAGCCUGGAGGACUGUUCUUGCCUGGAUGGCGCCGAGAGGGAAGCAGUCUCGGAACUUCCUUACCUGGGCCUCUGCAACGAACAGUGCCAAAACGUCCUCUUUUUCAUCGUCCUGACGUCGCUGAUGGGCUUCAUCACCCGGACCACCACCGUGGGACACACCAUCGUGGGGCUGAGGACUGUGGCUCGCCAUGAAAAGGCCAUGGCGCUGGGAGUUCAAGAGGGCCUUUCGAGCAUCUUCACCUACAUCCCGUACCCCAUCUUGUACGGCGCCAUCUUCGACUGGUCCUGCCUGGUGUGGGAGGACAAGUGCGGUCAGCCGGGAGUGUGUUGGAUCUACGACACCGAGAAGUUGCGCUACGCCUACCACGGACUGUCUUCGGGCAUCCUCUUGCUGGCUGUUGUCUUCGAGGUGAUGAUGGUCUACCACAGUGUUCGGCUGCGGGACUUCUACGAUGACGCAACGCCGAGCGGCCUGUGGGAAAGACAGCGGCAGCAGCCGCCACCUCCCGCAACGAAGGAUGAGACUGCUAGAAUGCUCGCUGCAGAAGACACUGUCAGCCUAGAAAAGGCCGCCUGCUCAACAAUCCCUUUACAUUCUCAAGCAGUGGUAUAUUCAUCCGGAUAGGGUCACUAAAUGAGCCACGCUUCAGGGUACUUUGCCUGGAACGCGUCUCCGACUGGCGUGUUUACCGCGUCCAAAAAAGUGACCCCUCGGUGUCCGCCUGAGGACGUCAAAAAAGUAUCAUGCUUUCGACGGCCCUGAUCUUGGCGGUAUCACAGCAGCAGUGGUGGAUGUGGCAGGCGCCUGUACUGCUGCAGGUCGCUCCCCAGCUUGACAGUCCACGGAAGUUUCAGAAGCCAGGAGUUGGGACACCGCGACGACAGUGUCACACGCGUUCCCUCGUGCGUUUUUGAUGUCUUUGCAUUAGAACGCUCGUUUUGACGAAAACCCGGCGGUGUCUUUCGUUUGUCAGCGCCGGGGAGAGAGGGACAAGGGGAGGGAGAGAGUGACGCGUGCGACAUUCCCAUUGUUCCGAUGCGCUGACGUCAGCGCGCGUCAACCUCUCCCUCUCUCCCCGGCGCUGACGAACUGACAGACACCGCCGGGUUUUCGUCAAAACGAGCCCUUUCGAUUUCGUAAGAGGAGUGUCGCGCUGGUGGCGCUGAGC
Molecule: messenger RNA, 2863 nt
Organism: Ixodes scapularis (black-legged tick)
Lineage: Eukaryota; Metazoa; Arthropoda; Arachnida; Ixodida; Ixodidae
Product: solute carrier organic anion transporter family member 5A1
Exons: 9
Coding region: 262-2319 (685 amino acids)
Biological process (GO): transmembrane transport; sodium-independent organic anion transport
Cellular component (GO): membrane
Molecular function (GO): protein binding
Source: RefSeq, a predicted model, not a curated record